Notechis scutatus (mainland tiger snake) is the source of this 1269-nucleotide messenger RNA. NCBI's taxonomy places the organism in Eukaryota, Metazoa, Chordata, Lepidosauria, Squamata, Elapidae. The record is from RefSeq and is a predicted model, not a curated record.
AUGGGCUUCUCCUUUCUGCUGGCCAGCGCCCUGGGCGCCCUGGUCCUGGUGCCGCUCUUGCUCUGCCUGGCCUCCCUGAAGCUCUGGCACUUCUAUUGCCUGCGGGGCCGCGAUCCCGCCUGCCCUCUGCCGCUGCCGCCGGGCACUAUGGGGCUGCCCUUCCUGGGGGAAACUCUCCAGCUGGUGCUGCAGCGUCGGAAAUUCCUGUCGACGAAGCGUCGCCAAUACGGCCACAUCUACAAGACGCACCUCUUCGGGAGGCCGACGGUGCGGGUGAUGGGGGUGGAGAACGUGCGGCACAUCCUCUUGGGGGAGCACCGGCUGGUGGCGGUGCACUGGCCGGCUUCGGUGCGCAUCAUCCUGGGCUCCGGCUGCCUCUCCAACCUGCACGACGGUCAGCACAAGCAUCGCAAGAAGGUGAUCAUGAAAGCUUUCUCCCGUGAAGCCUUGGAACAUUACACCCCAGUCAUCCAGGAGGAGGUGUGUGCUUGCUUGAAGCAAUGGCUCUUGGCUAGUUCUGCUAGUGGCACUUGCCUAUUGGUAUACCCGGAAGUUAAGCGCCUCAUGUUCCGGAUUGCAAUGCGCAUUCUACUGGGAUUCCGGCCCAAGGAGGCAGGCUGCAAGAGCGAGCAGCAGCUGGUGGACACCUUUGAAGAGAUGAUCCGCAACCUUUUCUCCCUGCCAAUUUAUGCACCUUUCAGUGGCUUAUAUAAGGGUUUGAAAGCACGGAAUGUCAUCCAUGCCAAAAUUGAGGAGAUCAUUCGAGUGAAAUUGGCCGAGAAGGAGCCCUCCAAUGGUCAUAAAGAUGUGUUGCAGCUGUUGAUAGAGCACGCCCAAAGCAGAGGGGAGCAGCUCAACAUGCAGGAGCUAAAGGAAUCAGCAACCGAACUUCUCUUUGGCGGGCAUGAGACCACAGCUAGUGCAGCCACGUCCUUGCUUAUCUACCUCAGCCUUCACCCUAAAGUGCUACAAAAAGUGAGAAAGGAAUUGCAAGAGAAGGGAUUAUUGGGCAAUUGCAGUCAAGAGAAGCUUUUGGGAAUGGAAGUGCUGGAGCAGCUGAAAUACACCGGCUGUGUUGUCAAAGAGACUAUCCGACUGAGCCCACCAGUUCCAGGAGGGUUCAGAGUGGCCCUCAAAACUUUUGAGCUCAAUAAGUUAUCAACGUUACAGAUGGAAAAUCAGGAAGACAAAUGGCAGCAAACUCAGAAAAAGCCAUUUUCAGGACCAGGGCGCCCAAAGUGUUUAAUAAAUCAACAUGAAAAACGAUAA